GUUGGGUCGAGGCCUUGCGUCGUGCGAGCGCGAUGGGCCGCAGGCAGCGCAAUAGGCGGCAGCCGCAGCCGAAUACCCGAGAGAAGGGCCCUGGGUGCUGGCCUGAAAGCUGCUACCCAGAGAUUGUGAAGGAGAACGAGCUUUUCGAGCUCUACUAUGGCAAGCAGGGCAUCGUGCCUCAUGGGGAGUGGGAGAGCUUCAUGGCGGCCCUGCGGGAGCCGCUCCCUGCCACACUCCGCAUCACAGGGUACAAGAGCCAUGCUAAAGAAAUUCUCCAUUGUUUGAAGAAUAAAUAUUUCAAGGAAUUAGAAAACCAGGUGGUAGACGGUCAGAAAAUUGAAAUGCCUCAGCCAUUAAGCUGGUAUCCAGAAGAGUUGGCAUGGCAUACAAACCUAAGCAGAAAGGUCCUGCGAAAAUCCCCACAACUAGAAAAAUUCCAUCAUUUUCUUGUUAGUGAAACAGAAUGUGGGAACAUUAGUCGUCAAGAAGCUGUCAGUAUGAUCCCUCCCCUGCUCCUUAAUGUCCAGUCUCAUCAUAAGAUUCUAGAUCUGUGUGCUGCACCAGGGUCCAAAACUGCCCAGCUUAUUGAAAUGCUGCACGCGGACAUGAAUGUUCCUUUUCCAGAGGGAUUUGUAAUUGCAAAUGAUGUUGACAACAAGCGUUGCUAUUUACUGGUUCAUCAAGCAAAGAGGUUAAACAGCCCUUGCAUCAUGGUUGUAAAUCAUGAUGCUUCCAGCAUCCCUAAUUUACAGAUCACCACUAAUGGAAAGAAGGAGAUCCUCUUUUAUGAUAGGAUAUUAUGUGAUGUCCCUUGCAGUGGAGAUGGUACCAUGAGAAAAAACAUUGAUGUAUGGAAAAAGUGGACUACUCAAAACAGCUUGCAUCUACAUGGAUUGCAGUUAAGGAUUGCAACCCGUGGAGUUGAGCAGCUGGCAGAAGGAGGUAGGAUGGUGUACUCUACCUGCUCAUUGAAUCCUGUUGAAAAUGAAGCCGUCAUUGCCUCUCUGCUGGAAAAAAGUGAAGGUGCCUUAGAACUUGCUGAUGUCUCUUCUGAAUUGCCUGGUCUGAAAAGGAUGCCUGGGGUUACACAGUGGAAGGUAAUGACAAAAGAUGGCCAGUGGUUUGAAGACUGGAGUGAAGUGCCUUCCAACAGGCAAACCCAGAUCCGGCCCACCAUGUUCCCCUUAAAAGAUGAAGAAAAACUUAAAGCGUUACAUUUGGAGCGCUGUUUCAGAAUUCUACCACAUCAUCAGAAUACUGGAGGUUUCUUUGUAGCUGUAUUAAUUAAAAAAUCUCCGAUGCCGUGGAAUAAGCGUCAGCCCAAGCUGCAGCACUGGCUGCCGGAGAAGACAAUCAGCACGGUGCCUGUAGCUGCAGAGCAGGGUUCUUUAGAAACUGCUGAAGACCAUGUGGCCGUAGAAGCAAAGGAUGGAGACUCCUUUGUAACUGAGACUACUGAAAACAAGAAGGAUGGAGUUUGUGGGCCUCCACCGUCUAAAAAAAUGAAGCUUUUUGGAUUUAAAGAAGAUCCGUUUGUGUUUCUUUCUGAAGACGAUUCACUAUUUUCACCUAUUCAGACUUUUUAUGCAUUGGAUCCUUCCUUUCCCAAGAUGAAUUUGUUAACUCGUACUCAGGAAGGGAAGAAAAGGCAGUUAUACAUGGUUUCCAAGGAAAUAAGGAAUGUGCUCCUGAACAACAGUGAAAAGCUGAAGGUUAUUAACACUGGGAUAAAAGUGUGGUCCCGCAAUAGCGAUGGGGAACAGUUUGGCUGUGCCUUCAGAUUAGCGCAAGAGGGGAUAUAUACACUGUAUCCCUUCAUUAAUGCAAGGAUUGUAAAUGCCAGCAUAGAAGAUGUCAAAGUGCUGCUGACAGAAGAAAACCCAUUCUUAAGUAAACUUAGUAAUGAGGUGCGCAAUCAAGUCAAAGGAAUGGCUAUGGGGAGCAUAGUCCUGCAGUAUGAGCCAGAUCCAAACAAGCCAGAUAGUCUUCAGUGCUCAAUUGUGCUUUGUGGCUGGCUGGGCAAGACUUCCCUUCGUGCCUUCGUAGCCAAGAAUGAGAGGUUGCAUUACCUGAGAAUGAUGGGGGUUGAGGUGUUCAAAGCAAAGAGAAAAGAAGAAGAUGUAGAACAUAAAACAGAAGAAGAAGAUGCAGAAGGUAAAACAGCCAUAGACACCGCAGGGCAGGUGCUGGAAGAAAUGGACUUGGGAUGCAAAGCUAAGGAAAGCAGUCAGUUACCUGAACAAAUUAAAGAUGAACUGAAUGGGCAACCUGCAAUGGAACCCAUAGAAGCUAAGGUAGUAGAAAGCCUUUCUCCCAGUGUCAAAAAUGAGAGCACCAAAAAUAUAGAAAGCAAAGAUAAUGUUGACCUUAGUGAUAAAAAUGUCUAAUGGGAUAACUUUCAUUAACUAUCCAUGUGCGUUGAUCUAGAUAUUUAUGCUGCAGCUAAGCAUCUGCAAACACAUUUUUAAUAAGAGGGUAUUUCAGGUUUUUUUUUUGGGGGGGGGUUCUUUGGGAAUCAUUUUACAAGCGUUUCCUUACGUUUUAUUUUUAAAAUAUAAAUGGUUUUCAUAUUUACUUCUUGUACCAUGUAAAUUCCACGAUGAUUAUAAUUUUGGUGGGUCUGUUGCUGGCAGUGGACUGCACCGCUAACAUGACAUCUGUCAACAUCGAUAUUAAAUUUACUGCUAAGUGGCUAUAACUUGUAAAA
This is a messenger RNA of Lacerta agilis (Sand lizard), 2707 nucleotides long. It is a transcript of the gene NSUN2, whose product is annotated as NOP2/Sun RNA methyltransferase 2. Gene Ontology annotation, biological process: tRNA methylation. Gene Ontology annotation, cellular component: nucleus; cytoplasm. The coding region runs from base 33 to 2387 and encodes 784 amino acids. The record is from RefSeq and is a predicted model, not a curated record. The transcript is spliced from 19 exons. Lineage: Eukaryota; Metazoa; Chordata; Lepidosauria; Squamata; Lacertidae. Gene Ontology annotation, molecular function: tRNA binding; tRNA (cytidine-N5)-methyltransferase activity.